Diospyros lotus (date-plum) is the source of this 1143-nucleotide messenger RNA. RefSeq names its product endochitinase-like. Lineage: Eukaryota; Viridiplantae; Streptophyta; Magnoliopsida; Ericales; Ebenaceae. The record is from RefSeq and is a predicted model, not a curated record. Bases 100 to 1056 code for a protein of 318 amino acids. Gene Ontology annotation, molecular function: chitin binding; chitinase activity. Gene Ontology annotation, biological process: defense response to fungus; carbohydrate metabolic process; chitin catabolic process. The transcript is spliced from 3 exons.
UAAACUAUCGCCCUUACCUUAAGCCUCAAGUCCGAAUGCCCCAUCUCCUGAGUUAACACAAAUUCCCACAACAAAGAAAGGAAGAGCAACCCAGCAAGUAUGAAGAUCUGGCCGCUGGUUUUGUUAGCCUUGGCCACGUUGUCAGCUCUAUCCGCUGAACAAUGUGGUAAACAAGCUGGUGGCGCCCUGUGCCCAAAUGGGCUUUGCUGCAGCCAAUACGGUUAUUGUGGCGACACCGAUGACUACUGCCUAAAAGGUUGCCAGAGCCAGUGCAAGUCUGGUGGCGGCGGUUCAACUCCCACGCCCUCCCCUAGCGGCGGUGGAGGAGGCGUUGCUUCCAUUAUCACCCCGGCUCUUUUUGACCAAAUGCUCAAGCAUCGAAAUGAGGAGAGUUGUAGCCACGGAUUCUACACUUACGAUGCCUUCAUUGCCGCUGCACGGUCGUUUAAUGGGUUCGGGACGACUGGCGAUGACGCCACUCGUAAGAGGGAGUUGGCCGCGUUUUUGGGCCAAACCUCUCAUGAGACAACUGGUGGGUGGCCAAGUGCACCGGAUGGUCCGUAUGCGUGGGGAUAUUGCUUUGUAAGGGAAGGAGGUGAUCAUACCGAUCCCUUGUGUACCUCCAAAGAUUGGCCAUGUCCCCCUGGUAGAAAGUACUAUGGUCGUGGACCAAUCCAACUAACCCACAACUACAAUUAUGGUUUAGCGGGCAAAGCAAUUGGAGCGGAUCUGAUAAACAAUCCAGAUCUGGUAGCCACAGACGCGAUCGUAUCAUUUAAAACGGCCAUAUGGUUUUGGAUGACCCCACAAGCAAACAAACCGUCAUCGCACGACGUCAUCGUCGGAAAAUGGACGCCGUCCGAGGCAGACAGGUCGGCGGGUAGGGUUCCAGGCUAUGGUGUCAUCACCAAUAUCAUCAAUGGUGGGUUGGAGUGCGGUCAAGGCCCAAAAGACAAGGUGGCAGAUCGGAUCGGGUUUUACAAGAGAUACUGUGACCUACUAGGUGUGAGUUAUGGAAACAACUUAGACUGCUACAAUCAAAGGCCUUUUGCCUAAGGGGCUUCGCGGCCCAUUGAAGUUAUUGGCAAUUUGCCAAAUGUCUUAUUUAAAAAUAAAGAUAAAGCGAUAUCUUUGUACGCAUUA